Molecule: messenger RNA, 862 nt
Organism: Bombus pyrosoma
Lineage: Eukaryota; Metazoa; Arthropoda; Insecta; Hymenoptera; Apidae
Gene: PolZ2
Product: mitotic spindle assembly checkpoint protein MAD2B
Exons: 3
Coding region: 124-747 (207 amino acids)
Cellular component (GO): zeta DNA polymerase complex
Source: RefSeq, a predicted model, not a curated record
GAACAUACAAAAAGUAAUCAACAAGAGAAACUUACCUGCACUGAGAAUAGAAGAUUGAAUAUUCUUUUAUUGAAACUACUAACACACAGCUAUAUUUUUAUCAUUUUAUAAAUAUAUUAAAAAAUGUCUGAUAAUAAAAUAGUUACUACUGAUAUCCUGCUGGAAUUUCUAGAAGUAGCAUUUAAUCACAUUCUGUUCUUCAGAAAUUUAUAUCCCAAGGAAAUAUUUGUGAAAAAGAAGAUAUACAGCAUAUGUGUAUAUGUGUCUGAACAUCCUGAGCUCAAUGAAUACAUAAGAAAUGUGUUAAAUGCAAUCAGAGAAUUGAUAAAAGAGGAUGAAAAUAGUGUUAGAGCGGUAAACCUGGUCUUCUAUAACAAAAAGAAAGAACCAAUCGAAAAAUUUGUCUUUGAUCUUGUUAAAUUGCAAGCAAAUAGCACAGAAAAAGAUCCAUACUAUCUAAAAACAGAAGAAUCGUUGAGAACAAUUUGUUUGAAACUAUCCAUGUGUGAAUCUUAUUUAAAACCAUUGCCAGAAGAUUCAUCUUUCAUCAUUGAAAUUAAAACAUAUGAAACUGCUCAUGUAACUUUAAAUGAAAAUCCUUGUUGUGAAGAUUUUCCAUGGAUUAUCAAUGAAGAUGUCCCUGAUAUGACUAACAAGAAUUUACUUCCAUUGAAAACUAUAAAAACAGAAUGUCUAAAUUUGCAGAUGUAUGUUAUUGAAGAUGAAAAUAAGAAAUGCAUAAAUUAAUUAUAAUUAUAUGUAGCAAUAGAUUUUAUAUUUACAUUAUGAUCAUUAAUAACUAUCAAUAUCAGUUGUAAAAUAUUUAAUGUUAAUGUAAAAUAUCUAAGAUUGCAAAAAUCUA